GGAACUUACAGGUUACCAUUGUCCACAAGUGUGAGUUAAGAAUUUAAAAGUAAUAUGGUAGAGUUUUUGGUCAUGGUGGUCCAAAUGCUUGCGUAUGUACUUUUUUUUUUCCAGGUUGUAAGUGUUCAUUUAGGCUCAAAUUUUUUUUUUCAGAAAUUUUGAUGGGUCGUGGAAACAAAUAUAAAUUUACAUUUGUUUAGUGUAAUUGUAAGUUAUAGUAGCACACAAAUAUGUGUCGUCCCGUUUAUCCUUCUUUGUGCAUAGGUUUGAAAGGCCAAAUGAUCUUCUUGGUCACUUUUACCCUAUUGUCUCAUCAUUUUGUUAACUAUUGAUCAUUAGAAUGUGCGAUCUAAAUUUAAAAGAAAAUGUUUGUUUAACAAAUGUAAUAAAUAAAUAUCAUUAAAAAUUUGAUUUAAAAAAAAAACUAAUGUAUGGAACCUAAUGAAAACAUGUCCUAAACCGAAAAAAGAGAAAGUCAAAGAGAAAUAAGAAAACGGUUUAGGCCUAAACAAGUUAUUGGUAUGACUUUAACCAGUAAACACAUUUUCAUAUCUCUUCAUUUUCUAUUUUUUUGCUACAAGAAUCAUAAGAGGGAUCUAAACUGUUCACAGACCAUAUUUUCACUAAUCACGACUAAUUAACAUUUCCAUUUACAUUGAUCCAUUAUGAAGGGGCAAACAUCUCAAUUCUCAUACUUGCAUUGAUGGUGAAUGUAAGUAUUUAAGUAAAAUUAAAAAACUCACUAAAAAAAAAUUAAAAUUGAAAAACUCUUCAAAAAAUUUGGCAGAAAUUAUAAUAUAUAAGGCGUGGCCUAAUCUUUUUGUCAUUAACCAUAACUGUGCCCCCACACCACUGGGUUUGGGACCUCAAACUUUUUUGGUCCCUUUUGGGGGUCCCCAUCUUUCCAUAUAGUCUUUAAAAGCAUCUUUAAUUAUAAAAAUUAAAAAUGGCUUAAUCAGGAAAAUAGGCACUAUUGUUUUUUCAGAUUUUUAUUGUCCAACAACACAGCAUUACCAUAAAAAGCCAAAUUUGGACUUCCAGUUUUUCCUUUAAGUCUUUCCUCCAGUAAAAAUAAAAUAAAAUAAAAAUAACAUAAAUUAUAAUAAUUCAUCAGUUACUUUAGAGGAACUGAUCUUCACUCUCUUCUUUCUUCCUCUGGUUAGUCUUUUGGCUUACAUUUUUUGGGAGGUUUUUUCUUUUCAUAAAAAAGACCAUGGCUUCACUGCAAAAACUUGAGCAAAAGAGAGAAGAUUAUACAAAUACAGCAAAAUCCACAACUGAAAUCACCCAGAGAAUGAUAGUCAACCUUGGAGGAGGAGGAGGUCAAGUGGUGGAGUCAAGAAUUUGGGAUGAUCGGUCUUCACAACCGACUGCGGCGGCGCAGCCAUUUUUCACGGCGCCACCGAUGGGAAUUCCGUUGAUAUCCCUGAAAGAAGAGACGGAAGUGGAAGACAAACCGCGUAUUGGGAUGGUGGAAUCAUCGUCGCUGCCUAUGCCAAUUCCAUUGCAGAUGAGACAAGCCGGGGUGGCUCCACCUCCACCACUACCGCCACCGCCACCGCCGCCGCCGCCGAAGAGAUCUUCCACCAAAGACAGGCACACCAAAGUAGAGGGUCGAGGGAGAAGAAUCAGAAUGCCGGCCACUUGCGCCGCCAGGGUGUUCCAGCUGACGAAAGAACUCGGCCAUAAGUCCGAUGGGGAAACCAUAAGGUGGCUCCUGGAACACGCGGAGCCAGCCAUCAUUGCCGCCACCGGCACCGGGACUAUCCCGGCGAUCGCCACGUCUGUCAACGGCACGUUGACCAUCCCCACAACUUCCCCUGCCACCGCCACCGACACCGACGCAAAUCGGAAACGAAAACGUCCGGUAAACAACGAUGAAUUUGUGGAUAUGAUCAAGAGGGCUACUGACAACAUUAAUGUCUCCACCGCUGAUCAUAAUAAAUACGCAAGUACGUGUAGCAGCAGCAUCAGUUCGGUUUCUAGCAGCAGCAAUAUUUCAACUACUUUAGCUCCAUUGAUGGCGAUUCAGACCCAAAAUCAAACAUUCAUUCAAGUACCUGUUUUGGCUACUAUUCCGGUCACAAACGUUACCCCUGCAUUCUGGGUCAUCAACCCUUCUCAAUUAGUAGCUUCAAACAUCACUCCGGUGGGCGUGGCACCAAAUCAGCCUCAUCAAAUUCUGGCAAUCCAGCCGAAUGUGACUCCGGUGUUGAACAUUUCAGCCAGGCCAAUUUCAACUUUUGUUACAACUGCUCCGGCGAAUCUUCCCGGAACAUUGGCACUGGGUCCCGUGGAAAUUCAGCAACUGCCCAGAACGAGCAAUUCUGCCCGGGCAGCAAGCUCUAAUGUUGUGAUGGAAGGAGGAGCAAGGAUCACAGAAAGCAGCCGGAAUUCAAGCUGUGUACUAGCAAGUUCAACAAGCUCAGGGAAGUCUUCAUCAAGUGGCAAAACACAUGUUUUAAGGGAUUUUUCCUUAGAAAUCUAUGAUAAAAAAUACUAAUCUUUCAGAUUGAUUAACAACAAAUUGUUCAGAAAUUUUUUUUGUUUUUCCUCAUGGGUUUUUCAGUUAAAAAUUAGGACAUUUGGUGGGUAGCUUUGGAGCAGCUUUGAUCACUGCCUAAUUCAUUAGUUUCAUUAACAGCAAGAGAUUGAAGAAUCUCAAAAAUUUCAGCUAAUAAUAAUACAGAAUUACAGAUUGCAGAGAUCACGGUGAUCCUGAUCUAUGUCUAUAUGGCCUAUAAUGGGUUGGAAGUGGGCGCAGAAAUGGAUGUACAAAGAGGCCCAUAAAGGUGUUUUGGGGUUGGGGUAAGCUCGUGGGGAGAGUGUUGUGGGCAGUGUACACGUCUGAAGAAGUAGAUCAGGUUAGGCAGGGGCAAAAAUGAGGGGCCCAAAAUGAUGUUUGGUACGUGGAGCCCAGACCAAGAAGGGUGGUGGGGCAGUAUAUGGGGGACUCAGUAUGAUUGGCCUGAAAUUUGUAGUCUGAUGAAGAGAAAGAAAUAAGCAGCAGCAGCCAGCAGGGCAUGGUGGAAGAUGGGACCCGUUUGUGGAAGAAAAAAAUAUUUAGUGGACCUGAAAUUUGGAUAUCAGUGAGCCCAAGGCGGCUUCUUUGUGGUUCCAUUCCCUGGGAGCCUGUGAUUGGGGCCCAGUUGUUGUACUCAAAUGGUCAGAAGAACCAGAAGUAGUAUGAAAAUAUACAAUUCAGCUAGGGGGAUUAUCACUGUUGCCGACGGUAAUACCCUGCAAAUAUGAAAAAAAAAAAAAAAAGUAGUAUGAAAAUGUAUGAAGUUUAUGUAGCUGCAAUUUUAUGUGUGAAGUUUAGUUUAUUUUAAUCUCCUCUAAUUCUAUCAUCUACGGCUGUUCUUUUUCUUAUUAAAAGUCUCCCUUGGGUUUGGAAUUUUCACCUUAUCAGCAUGGCAA
Messenger RNA from Oldenlandia corymbosa var. corymbosa, 3420 nucleotides. Lineage: Eukaryota; Viridiplantae; Streptophyta; Magnoliopsida; Gentianales; Rubiaceae. The record is from the annotation of a GenBank genome assembly.